Paramecium tetraurelia is the source of this 325-nucleotide messenger RNA. RefSeq lists its product as uncharacterized. The transcript is spliced from 3 exons. Lineage: Eukaryota; Ciliophora; Oligohymenophorea; Peniculida; Parameciidae. The record is from RefSeq and is a predicted model, not a curated record.
AUGAAGAAUUUUUCGAUUUCUAUGAUAACAAUUGUAAAAUAUUAACCUAGAUUUAAUUUUGCUGGUUUACUUAAGCAAAAGGAUUUAGGGGAUGAGAAGCUGUAUUUCACAAAGGAAGAUGAAAAAAUAAUGUCGAAAUUGAUGAAAAAAAUAUAGGAAAGCAAUGAGAAUUAAAUAGAUGGAGAUGAAAAUGAAUAAAAAAUACCAAAAGAAGAACUUUAAAAAAUUUUCAGCAAAUAUAGAGUUACCUAUAAUGAAGCAUUAUUGAAGGAAAUAUUAAUGUGGAGAAAAAAUAAUUGAAUAAUCAAUAUAAUUAUAAAAUUAA